Messenger RNA from Penicillium canariense, 927 nucleotides. RefSeq names its product fumarylacetoacetate hydrolase family protein. Lineage: Eukaryota; Fungi; Ascomycota; Eurotiomycetes; Eurotiales; Aspergillaceae. Gene Ontology annotation, molecular function: acetylpyruvate hydrolase activity. The record is from RefSeq and is a predicted model, not a curated record. Bases 1 to 927 code for a protein of 308 amino acids. The transcript has 6 exons.
AUGACAAUAAGUAACGGAUUCAGUGAAACAAGAGCAGAAUCGACAUCUACUCUUGGAUCUCAACAUCCGGUUUGGAAACGAUGGGUCCGAUUUAAAAGCGAUGAUGGAAUUAUCUAUGGCGGCGAGCCUGUAGAUCCCAGAGUUGACGUGGGACUCGCUUUGGCGGAACGGAAAAGUAUCGCUGUGAAGGUUAUUGCCGGGGGCUCAGCACUGGGUUACGACGCGCAAUUCACCGGCGAAGUGAAAACCAUUGAAGAAUUGUUACCUCCGGUCUCACAGGCAGAGGCGGGAACCGUGCGAUGCAUCGGCCUCAACUAUAAGGAACAUGCAGCUGAGAUGGGGUUGUCCCUUCCAAAAACACCGACAGUAUUUCUCAAGGCAAACACUUGCAUUGCGUCACCAUCAAAGCCAAUUGUGUUACCCACCAAUGUGGAUUAUGACGAAGCCGACUACGAGGUCGAACUGGCUAUAAUAAUCGGCAAGAAGUGCAAGAAUGUCUUGGUGGCCGAAGCUGGCAGCUAUGUUCUGGGGUAUACUGUAGCUAACGAUGUGACUGCUCGCAAACACCAAGAGCAAACCUCACAGUGGUCGUAUGCCAAGGGCAUGGAUGGGUUUUGUCCCCUGGGACCGUGCAUCGUUUCCACGGAAGAAGUUCCCAACCCAGCGAAGCUGAACUUACAAACAUCGCUCAACGGGAAGACCAUGCAGAAUGGAUCUGCGGAUGACAUGAUUUUCAGUGUCCCGGAAAUAGUGUCAUAUUUGUCCCAGGGACAUACACUGUUGCCCGGAACGGUCAUCAUCACAGGAACUCCAUGCGGAAUCGGUGUCUCUCAGAAUCCACCAAAAUUCCUACAGCCGGGUGACAGCCUGCGAAUCAGCAUAAGUCACGGGCUAGGAACACAAAUAUGCCCGAUCAUGAGGGAUUGA